Molecule: messenger RNA, 606 nt
Organism: Fibroporia radiculosa
Lineage: Eukaryota; Fungi; Basidiomycota; Agaricomycetes; Polyporales; Fibroporiaceae
Exons: 3
Coding region: 1-606 (201 amino acids)
Biological process (GO): cellular response to oxidative stress
Source: RefSeq, a predicted model, not a curated record
AUGGCCUCCGCACCACUCCUUGAAGAGCUCAAGAAGCGUCGCACGUACUACAACAUCUCGAACAAGUCCCCCAUCUCCGACGAACGCAUCAAGGAGAUUGUUCAAGAAAUCGUCCUCCACGUCCCAUCCUCUUUCAACUCGCAGACGAGUCGCGUUGUCGUCCUCCUUAAGGAAGACCACGAAAAGCUAUGGGAUAUCACCGCUGAGGUCCUCAAGCCCAUUGUCCCCGAGGCAUUUUGGUCGAGGACCGCGACGAAGCUCGAGAGCUUCAAGAUCGGCUACGGCACGGUCCUUUUCUUCGAAGAUCAGGUCGCCGUGCGCAAACUCCAAGAUAGCUUCCCUCUCUACCAAGAUAACUUCCCAGGAUGGGCAGAGCAAACGUCUGGCAUGAUCCAGCUCGCGUUGUGGACUGCGUUUCAGAUGGAAGGUCUCGGCGCUUCGUUGCAGCAUUAUAACCCUCUCAUUGACCAGAAGGUCAAGUCGGAAUGGAAUGUCCCCAUGGCAUGGAACCUCAUCGCACAGAUGCCCUUCGGUACACCCACGGCACCCCCGCUGGACAAGGACUUCAUCCCCAUCGAGCAGCGAGUUAUGGUUUACGGGCAGUGA